This is a messenger RNA of Daphnia magna, 2309 nucleotides long. Its product is annotated as glutamate [NMDA] receptor subunit 1. NCBI's taxonomy places the organism in Eukaryota, Metazoa, Arthropoda, Branchiopoda, Diplostraca, Daphniidae. Gene Ontology annotation, molecular function: ligand-gated monoatomic ion channel activity. Gene Ontology annotation, cellular component: membrane. The record is from RefSeq and is a predicted model, not a curated record.
UCUGACGUGGAGUGCUCGGGAUUAAAUGGUAGGCUACAACGAACUGCGAUGGAAAGUCGAGGCACUUUGCGGACUUGAGAAAAUCGAACAACAAAUCAUCCAGACAGCCAGAUUUUACAUGAAUAAUAAUCUUUUUCAUAUGAUCGAGCAUUGUUAUUAACCAGUUUUAUGCCUCAAAGCGCCCGUCAAUUAUGCAAGACCACUUGAAUAAAAACAGAAAUCCCCUAUCAUGCCCCGUCAUUUCUUUCUUUUUAUACAAGGUGCACCCUUGAAAAAUGCUAUGUGACAGAUACGUGCACAACAGAAACGUACAAGAAUUUCAAAUUUGUUGGAUUCAGGUUGCUAAGCACUAUAAUGCGGUGUCUGUGAAAUCAGAAUUCAGUGCAAAGAGCUAGGUUUGAUCUCGGGUACUUAAACUAGCACCCCAGAACCACAAGAUGUGCCAGAACUUCCUCGAGUACCAGACAUACACGUUCUCCGUCAUGUCUUGUUUAGCUGUGCUUUUCCUAGCUCUUAUGAUUUGGUUCAAUGCACUAAAUACGUUAGCAUUGACGUUGAAUCCGCUCAUUGGUAAACAUCUCCGAACCAUCUGGCCGCGCUGGAGUGGUAAUCCAAAAGGAUUGUCAGGCCCACUUAAAGGAGGCGUGGUGCUCGAAUACCUGGCAGCUCGUUUUAAUUUCACGUACGAGAUGGUCAGAGUAGCAGAAAACCGUUUGGAGCCCCCAGAAAAGGGGAAAGGACUUUUCAGCUACUUGUGGGAUGAACAAUGUGAUUUGCUACUGCAAGAUGUACAGCCAACAUUUCGGCGUCUGCAGGUUGUCGACAUGACGCUGCCUUGGAAUUAUGACUACUUUUCUUUUCUUAUUCCUGUUCACGACGAGGCCGCUAAUAUAGACGCAGUUAUCAAACCUUUUCAAUGGCCGGUAUGGAUUGGCCUUGGAAUUUCCACGGUUAUUGUCAUCGUCAUUCUGUUUUUGAUUCAACGUCAUCUGGAUGACCGAGACGGUUUGGAACGGGAUUCGACAUCAAACAACGGAAAAAAUGCUGAUUCUACUAGAGGACACGGACAGCCAGGAAGCCAGUACCUCUACGUACUGGGCAAUUUGCUGUCACAAAGCGGUCCUUGCACUUCGAGACGUUUAUCAUUUCGCCUCGUAGCCGGCGUAUGGACCUUGGCGGCUUUUAUUUUCGUCCAAGGCUACAACUCGACGCUCUUCACUUACGUUGUGGCUCCAGUGAAUCAACCGCUAAUCAACUCCGUUUACGACAUUGCUGAAAGUUCUGACAUCGUUCUACUUGUCAAAAAAGCGGGGACAAUCGACACUUUGAUUUCGAAUUCGAACGCUACAGGUCUAUAUUCAAAACUGCGUGAUAGGGUCAACUCGUUCCCCCAUUCCCGAUGUACGCUGGUAGCAGACUGUAUCCGACUGGUUAACCCCGGAUCAAGAAAAGUUUUCAUUGACGCGAAUAUCUAUCACCUAGACGCAAUCAUAGAAGAUUUUCAGAGUACAAAGAAAUGUAAUUUGCAAUUGGCUAGGGAUGGUUUCAUCAGCAUCAUUACGACCUUUGCCCUUCCCAAAGGCAGUCCCUUCACCAAAACUAUUAGCCAAGGCCUAUUGGAGCUCCAUCAAACUUGGACUGGGAUAUAUGGUCAUUGGAGCUUAAUCAAACUAUACUGGGAUAUAUGGUUCCGGCCAAUGCCUGGUCAAUGCAUCGAAAACAUUAAAAGCGGAUACUCGAUGCCCAAGAACAAACAUCCACCUCUAUCGCUCAAAAACUUGACUGGUGCUUUCCUCGUCCUUUUAAUUGGAUUGUGCCUAUCCUUUUUAGCUUUUCUUGGCGAAAAAGUAGCUAUUUUUUAUAACUGAACGCCGUCACCACCGCAGAUGAAGAUUACAAAAAAUAACAGCUCACGUCACUGAACCAAACAGCCGCUGUCGGUCCCAGAUGACUGUUGCUAUAGUCCGCAUAGGCCUAUCCGCUAACAACCGAUAUUAACAUUAGAGAAGUUUCAGUUUUCCACGCUGUCACCUCAAAAACAAAACAGACGUCGGGGUCUUUACAUACCCUUGAAUCAUUUGUCAGGUGUUUAAAUUUAAUUUGGAUCAAACGUCGGGGUCUUAAAAUGCCCUUGGAUCAUUUGUCAGGUGUUUAAAUUUAUUUUGGAUCAAACGUCUAUCCAUGUUAUUUGAUUUGGAUCAAACGUCGGGGUCUUUAAAUGCCUUUGGAUCAUUUGUCAGGUGUUUAAAUUUAUUUUGGUUCAAACGUCGAUAUCUGUAAAUGAAUUUGGAUCAAGUGUAGUGAAUUAU